Molecule: messenger RNA, 240 nt
Organism: Bursaphelenchus okinawaensis
Lineage: Eukaryota; Metazoa; Nematoda; Chromadorea; Rhabditida; Aphelenchoididae
Source: the annotation of a GenBank genome assembly
AUGCUACGAGGACAGAAGGGAGUGGUACUCUUCUCUCUGGGGUCUAUUGUGGACACCAAGGCUCUACCAGCACAGUACAUGAAGAACGUGCUGGAUAAUGUAGCCAAGUUCAACGAGUACUACUUUAUAGUCAAAUUGAGCACCAAUGAUACCAAAACAGCGAGUACGUUGUCCAGUUUAAUGAUGUUUAUGUCUCUGAUUGGCUUCCUCAGCCUGGAAUCCUGGCUCAUCGCCGCCUGA